Molecule: messenger RNA, 2625 nt
Organism: Styela clava
Lineage: Eukaryota; Metazoa; Chordata; Ascidiacea; Stolidobranchia; Styelidae
Source: RefSeq, a predicted model, not a curated record
AUUAUUUAUUUUUUCAGUCAUAAUAAUUGCAUCAUCUCUACAAUUCUUCUUGACUGUAAUAUUGUAUUAUGGUAAGCCUACGAGCCAUUAGAUGCAAAAGUGUCAUACUCUGCAUUUUCUAGUGAAUGUUCAAGUUUUAUAAAUUUUGGUGGGGGAUGGCACAUAAUUCAAAUCGUUUUAUUCCAAGUCCGUGGCUGAGAGCUGCCGAAGCAAACUCUGACACAUAUAAUCACAGAAGCAAUUUUUCAAAUUAUUAUCAACCACCCCUGGGUUGGCCACCACAAAAUAAAUGCUGUAAUAGCUGGGAAGGUAGGUAUCAAACAUACAGAAAUCUUCCAUCUUCAUCUGUCUAUUCAAACACACGAUGGAGCUCAAGAACAACGCCAUCUUAUACUCCAUUUCACCAAAGUGAUUCAAAACGUUCGAGCCAUUAUACCACUCGCCAUAAUAGGAAGGAAUCAAACAAUAGAUUUUUCAAAGGGGAUUAUGAUGGAAGUGCACCAUUCGCAACUCACAGCGUUUCCAAUCACGGAUCAAUGGGCUUUACCUGGAGAAAUUCAGCCCUUGACGGUUGUGUUUCAACUUCAAGUUAUUCGAAUCAUCAAAAAUUCUCUCGGCAACCUGCUCGUCAUUACACCCACAGACGAGAUGAUUCAGACACAUCUUUUCGAAUCUUCAAACGAUCAAAAAAACAUGAACAUGAAAGCCCUCGUUCAAGUGCUGCCCCCACAGAAACGGAAAGUAGCACAGGAUAUGCUUCAUCAAACUCUGAUAUAGAUUGGUCAGAUACUACCAGAUUCCAGAUGGAACGUGAAUGGGAAGAUAUGGAAUCUCCUAAUUGUUUAUGUCGGGAUGCAAUCAGAAGGAAAAAUAAUUUCAGGAUAGUUUCUUAUAAUAUUUUAUCACAGAAACUAUUAGACAUCAAUGAUGGAUUAUAUCGAAAAUGUGAUCCUAACAUAUUACUAUGGGAAUAUCGUUGGCCAAGGAUAAAGUUGGAGAUUGAAAAGUUCAAUGCAGAUAUUCUAUGUUUGCAAGAAGUUGAAGAAUAUCAUUAUAACGAGGAAAUUUUACAUUUUCUCGAAAGUUUGGAUUAUCAAUGUGUUUAUAAGAAAAGAACUGGUAACAAUAAAAAUAAACCUGAUGGAGUUCUUAUCGCUUAUAAAAAAGAAAAAUAUAAAAUGCUUUCUGAGAAAAAAGUGGAAUAUUUCAGGGGUAAUUUUUCUCCGGUUAAUCAAGAUAAUGUUGGUGUUAUAACUUUGUUGAAACCUAUUUCUGCAAACUCUGAAGCUGCUGAUUCUCAUAAUGAAAACAAUUGUAUAUGUAUUGUCAACACUCAUCUUUUAUAUAAUCCAAAACGAGGUGACAUCAAAUUAGUGCAAUUAUCAACCUUAUUUGCUGAGAUCCACAAGAUUAUUUCCAGUUAUCCAUCCAUUAAAAUUCCAAUAAUUAUGUGUGGAGAUUUCAAUAGUACUGCCAAUUCUCAUUUAUUUGAAUUGAUAACGCAACAACAAAUCAAUUACGAAGGAUUGUUGUCAAAACAUGUUUCUGGUCAGAAAGUAGGGCAUAAGGGUAGAGAAGUAUUGCUGCCGGAUCCAUUGCUGCCUGAAUGCCUGAACAUUGCAGAUGAUGGAUGCACACACACAUUAAAAGGUGACAAAUGCCCACAAACACAUACUACCUCUGAGAACGAUGACCGGAAAUCUGUGCCAUUUUUACUACGUCAUAGUCUUGGAACAUUGAAAUCUGCUUAUACUCACGAUAAACCAGAAGCAUCUACUACUCAGGAUCGUGGUAUCACAGUAGACUAUAUUUUCUACUCACCUUGUGCUUGCAAAGAAGGUGCAACAAACUCUUUUACUUCUUUACAAAAUCAAUCGAGUACAUCCAUCUAUCCUCAGAAAAGAUAUGGUCUUGUCGAUCCAGGAGAGUUAAGACGUGUUCGCAGUAUUCCAAACGCAGCUCAUCCGUCAGACCAUCUACCAAUUGUGGUCGAUUUUGUAAUGGUGCAAUCUUAAUUAUUUUUUUAAGUUUUCAAGUAUUAUUCACUUUACCGUACAUUCAUCAAUAUGAGACUGGUUUUAACAAUAGCCAUUGAUAUAUUACAGUUUCCACCACCAUCAUACCCAUGCAUCUGAAAAGAGUAACUGGUUACCUAUUCCAGUACCCGGCAUGGACUGGUAACCAGAGGAGAAUCCAUGGUUCACCAUACUAUGAAGCGUCCUAUCGUUUUUCCUCUCUCUAUCCUAACAGAAUCACAUUCAUGCAACAGUUUUACUGUUUUAAUUUGAGAUCUUUCAGUAAACUUGAAUCUCUUUUCUCACAUUAAUACUAUGUGAUACUUUUUUUAGAACAUGAAGUAUAUUUAAUGAAUAUCAAAUUCAUGUUAAAUGAAUUCGAGAAUUACUUUUACAUCCUAAAAUUGGGCAUAAAUCGUGAUUAGCAGUUCAUGUUCACGGUUAUACAAUGUGGAAAAUAAGUCUGCAUAUUUACAUUGCACCCAAAGGCUCAUUUCGGAUUUUCACCAAAUUCAAGUUUGUUUAACUUGGUUUUUUACUACACAGAAUAGGGUUUGCUUAUCCACACAUGAAUGAAAUAAGUUAUAAUAAAAAUUUUAUUUAAACAAAA